This is a messenger RNA of Trichobilharzia szidati, 796 nucleotides long. NCBI's taxonomy places the organism in Eukaryota, Metazoa, Platyhelminthes, Trematoda, Strigeidida, Schistosomatidae. The record is from the annotation of a GenBank genome assembly.
ACAAAAACAAAACGUAAUCAUGAUCUGUUAUUCUGCAUUAUUCGUCGUUACGUUACUCCUGAAUAAUGCAAGUCGGCGCACUCUCGCUAUAGUUCCAAAACCAACAGUUUACAACCAAGCUUCAACAGCCUGCAACCUGGUUCAAACACUCACCUACGAACACAACUACCCAACAUGCUUUAUACUCACAGACGCACUGACAAGAUUUCGACUCCGUCUAGCAUCACAGCACCCACCAAUUCCUCAGGAAAGCAAAGAGAAAUGUAUCAUAAACAAACUGAAAAUUGAAAUCAUGGAUGGAUGUGACGAAAAUGCAGAUAAACUGUGGCCGAGUCAUAUAAUGAACGAAUCAUAUAACGUGAAUAUUGAAGAUACAGAAAUCUCGAUAAGUUCCAAAGAGGUUUGGGGUGCACUACGUGCUCUUGAAACUGUACUUCAGAUGGUGUACAAAGAUGAAUUUGAAGGAAAUAUGAUAUUUAAGGGUUCUGUGGAAGAUGAACCAUUAUUCUCAUAUCGUGGAAUGCUCUUAGAUACCGGAAGGAAUUUCUUGCCAGUUGAAAUCCUACGGAAGACAAUAGAUAUCAUGGCUAUGGUUAAAAUGAAUGUCCUUCAUUGGCACAUCACAGAUGACGAAUCGUUUCCUUUUGUCUCAACCACCUAUCCAGAACUGUCAGACAAGGGUGCAUAUCAUCCACAAAAGUGUACAUAUGAUGAAAUCGAUGUGUCUGAUUUAUUGGAAUACGCUCGUCUUCGUGGAGUUCGGAUCAUUCCAGAAUUCGAUACUCCAGGUAAAUAA